AUGAAGGUGUUCACCGUGGGCCUCGACGACAAGGAGAAGGCCAAGAGCCUCGAUGAAAAGCUUGAAACCGGCUCGCUGGCGUCGAGCAGCUGCUCGGAGCCGCCGCUGAAGCCGGCCGCACAGCUGCCGGUGGCCACGCAGAAGAAGUGCAGAAGGAGUCCAUUUAAGGGUUGCCUCGCAUGCAUCGCCGUCGUCUUCUGCGUGCUGCUAGCCGCCGUCGUGCUGUCCGAAUUGGCGUACGCUCGGCAUCGCGACGACCAAUUUCUGCGUCUGAAGUGGGCCGAGCUGAAGCAGCGCAUGAUCGGGCUGGACUUGUUGAGGGAGUCGCAGCUUCAGGCGCAGCAAGCAGCGUUUGCAGCUGCACAAAAAUUGGCGCAGGGGCUGAACAACGACCAACCGCCCGAGGUUAUCGACGAGCGCUUGGCCUUCUCCAAGCGGCUGGAGAAUGGACACGAUCAGCAACCCCUUCACCAGGUCGACAACUCGGUAGAAUCCUCGAAGGAAGUCGAUGGAGACAUGCGCCUCGCCUUCCUCAAAGCGAUCCUCCAGAAGCUGAAGGCCGCCGCGAAAGAUGGAGCCCUCCCGGGACCCGUUCAUGUGUCGGUGUUGGAGAUCAAGAAGCAGCCGCUGAUUGGGGAGACCGAGGACGAUCUGGAGGAGGAAAACCCAAUGAUGCCCGGACGUAUCGUCACUGAACUUUAUGGAGACGACGCCUCGGAGGUACGUUUC
This is a messenger RNA of Mesorhabditis spiculigera, 729 nucleotides long. NCBI's taxonomy places the organism in Eukaryota, Metazoa, Nematoda, Chromadorea, Rhabditida, Rhabditidae. The record is from the annotation of a GenBank genome assembly.